Tuber aestivum (summer truffle) is the source of this 3012-nucleotide messenger RNA. The record is from the annotation of a GenBank genome assembly. NCBI's taxonomy places the organism in Eukaryota, Fungi, Ascomycota, Pezizomycetes, Pezizales, Tuberaceae.
AUGGACCCCAUAAUCCUCUUAUCUUCACCGCCUGCCCCCCAAUUGCGAAUUACAACUACCAGUACGGGUAAAACGAUAUCCUCCCCGCCCUCGUCUCCACUACUCUCGCCUUCAGCUCUUUUGCAGGAGCUUGUCGAGAAAGGCACUGCUGCUAUACACAAACAGAGGGGUGCGAGAGCCCCACCACCACGCCGGGUUAUCUCGAGUGAAAAUGUCUGGAACGUCCCUAGCAGCAGCGACGACCAAGAUGGUUUAAUAGCCAAACUGUCACCCCAAAGAAAGAGAGCAACAAAACCAACCGGGGACCCUAUUACCAAAAUAUCUCGAGCGAAGAAGGAUUUCACAACGCCAACACUUGGCCAUUUUCUGCCGAAGAGCAAGGCCUUGGGUGAGGCUGAGGCAAAAGAUGCCAACAGGGCGAAAACUAGAAAUACGAGAAAGAAGGGCGUGACGAAAGAUGGACAGAUCGUAGCCAAAUCUACCAAGAGGUCUAUGCCAACAAAAUCACCAUUUUUUGGACCGCUAGAUACAGCGCAAAUUCCCAGCAAACCUGUAGCCUACGAGAAAGCCGCCUCGUUUCCCAGAUCCACAAGCAACCCCAUUACGGAGCCGCCUAUUCCAACCAUCCUCAGCCAAUGGACCCCCGUGAAGGGGGCUAUUAGUAUCGACAGUUCCCCUCCAGAUAACAUAGAGGCAAGUGAAGAAAAGGGCGAGGACGACAGAGGAACGCUCGACUUUGCAAACAUGGUUGGUGAAAUGAAGCUUUCGAGAAGCUAUAGUCGCGAUGGGAGUGCUGUGCCUUCGCUUGGAGGGCUGGACAAGCUCGGGAAUGGGCUGACUAAGAAGCGAGCAAUAGAGGUCAGUUUAUCGGAUCGUGAUGUCAAUACUGCGUAUGCAUGCUAACGAAAUAUCAUCCGACAGAUGGUCAAUCUUCCCAGCAACUCGACUAUUCCUAGUAACGAACCCAAAGCGUCCAAACCUAAACAACCAAGGAAAAAGCCGAAGACAAUCACAGGCCAAGCAACAGCGCAAUGCCGAGAGGCAAAGCAAGCGGCAAGCCACUCUUUGCUCGAUUAUUUUACGCUUGAGGGCGCAACCGCCGAAACCGCUACGGCGGGGAAACCAACCCGCAAGCGAAAGCCAGCUUCAGAGAAAAAAGGGGAUUCCGUCCCAGCGCCUGUACUACUUAGCCCAAAGGCUGCUAAGCGUCAAUUCGAUGAGACAGAGUGUAUUUUCGGCAGCAGUUCCCAAUUGGAAGUCAAGGCUGAAAUCGAGAUUGUUGACAACCCAGAGCCCGCCGAGGAUGAAAAUGCUCCUGACUAUGUGCCCCCUUCGACCUCAAUUGCCAGGAGAAGUUUCCUGAGGACCCUAACGAAGGACAGGAAGGGGGGAAAUAAACUGGCCGGCACAAGACGUGGGACAAAUAUCGAUCUAUUCGGUGUGUCGAUGGUUGAAGACUUCGAGGUCCAUUCCGAACACUUUCCUGCAGAGCAGCAAAACCUCCCUGAGAGUCGGUUAGGGAAAGGAACUGCCAGCAAGCUAUGGGAUGCCGCGGCCAGGGAUUUGGAUGGUGGCUUACUCUCGGUGGAAGUUGUUGAUAUGUCCCUCGACAAUGAUAUCCCGUUGUUACCUGGGGGCCCGAAACCUAUGGAAGAUAUAUUGUCCCCCAGGAGUCCAGGCUUAUCGGAGGGUCCAGCCCUUCCGAAACAUGCGGGGGCAGUUGACGGACCAGCGCUAAACCUUCGGAUGGAGGGGCAGCCAAUGAGACCGCCACCAACUGUAGUCGUUCGGGACGAGGACUUGCCGAGUUUACCAAAGGAGGGCCGGCCUUCAAACGCACCCCAUGAAAAUCGCGUUGGGGAGGAGUUCAUACCACACUUACGGAUAGAAGGUAUGCCCGCCCCUCUCAAAGUAGCGCGAUUUGCCAUCACAGAUACGGGUGAGGCAAAGGAAUCACCAUUUGGUGACUUGGCAAAAACGUGGGAUCGCGCGUCAUCAAUGAUCCCAAGCAGUGUUACAACUUCGGGUGUCAGCGCUCCCGCCAGCAUCGCAGUCGUUCCUGCCCACUCCUCCGCCACGGUCUCCAACCCCAAUCCCCGGGUGCACCUCGAGCCAUCCAUGCCAGACUUCAAUGCAUGGAUAACAACAAAAUUGAAGGCUGAGGUAGCAAAAUACGGUUUCAAGGACCUCAAAACCAGGCAUCGAAUGGUAUCUAUGCUUGAGCAGUGUUGGCGAGCGAAAAACAAGCGGAAUACCGAACAGGAGGUCAAUCGGGGCACGGAAGCUGCUACCGCAAUCAUAUUUACCCAACGAACGAGGUCUGCCAGCCCAAGCCUUGCCCACCCUACUCAAUCUGGCGGGGCAAGCGGCCUUCCUUGCCGGGGAUACUCCACGACUACCAUCCCAGGGGUCCCCACAUCCCGGGAAAACGGGCCAACCAUUAGGCGGCUUCCCUCCGACAAUGGAUGUUUGGGUCCCACAGCCCGAGGGCGAUCACCAACUCCCAGGAAUCAAUCUACUACCAACCAACCCGCGGCGAAUCAACCUGCCAUAAGCAAUGCCCCUGGAACAGACAUGCAAUAUCCACAAAAGUCUCAGAGCCCGUCCAAAUUUGCCCAAAGUAACCCAUUCCCGCCGCCUAAACGAAAAGCCAAAAAAGACAACCGGAAGCAAAAUUCCGCCUCCCCCACAGCGCCCAGGUUAUUAUCAGAGAGUCUAUCUCCUUCCCGUUCCCGCUCCCGCUCCUGCUCCCCCAAGCGGUUCCGCAAAAUGAUAUCACGCAUAAUCCUUGAUAUCAAGCCCGGAAGCGAAGGAUCCAAGUUCUCACACGCGAUCCUGAUGUACGACCCUAUCAGCGUGGAGGAGUUGGCGGAGUGGCUGAAUGCUCGAGGAAUCGUGGAGGGUGGGUAUGGUAAACAUAUGGUAACCGUGAAAGAUGUGAAGAAUUGGUGUAUUUCGAAGGGGAUUUGUUGUUUUUCUGAAGAUGGGUGGAGAGUUAAGAGGAAGAAGUAG